Messenger RNA from Nanorana parkeri, 1473 nucleotides. It is a transcript of the gene GYS2, whose product is annotated as glycogen synthase 2. Gene Ontology annotation, biological process: glycogen biosynthetic process. Gene Ontology annotation, molecular function: alpha-1,4-glucan glucosyltransferase (UDP-glucose donor) activity. NCBI's taxonomy places the organism in Eukaryota, Metazoa, Chordata, Amphibia, Anura, Dicroglossidae. The annotation marks the transcript as partial. Gene Ontology annotation, cellular component: cytoplasm. The record is from RefSeq and is a predicted model, not a curated record. The transcript is spliced from 12 exons.
UUUGAUAUAGAUAAGGAGGCCGGAGAGCGGCAGAUCUAUCACCGGUACUGCAUGGAGCGCGCGGCCGUCCACUGCGCUCACGUCUUCAGCACAGUGUCGCAGAUCACCGGCAUCGAGGCCGAGCACAUGCUGAAGAGGAAAACCGAUGUCAUUACUCCGAAUGGGUUAAACAUAAAGAAGUUCUCCGCCAUGCAUGAGUUCCAGAACCUGCACGCCAUGUACAAGUUCCGCAUCCAGGAGUUCGUCCGCGGCCACUUCUAUGGACAUCUGGACUUCAGUCUGGAGAAGACGCUCUUCUUCUUCAUCGCCGGGCGAUACGAAUUCUCCAACAAAGGGGCCGACGUCUUCCUGGAGGCGCUUUCCCGGCUCAACUUCCUGCUGCGGGUCCAUCGGAGCGAUAUCACCGUUGUGGUGUUCUUUAUAAUGCCGACAAAGACAAAUAAUUUUAAUGUGGAAACACUGAAGGGUCAGGCGGUGAGGAAGCAGCUCUGGGACACGGCUCACGCAGUGAAGGAGAAGUUUGGGAAGAAGCUGUACGCAGCAUUGCUGAAAGGGGAAAUUCCUGAUCUGAACAAGAUUCUGGACCGAGAUGACCUGACCAUCAUGAAGAGAGCCAUAUACUCCACCCAGCGCCAAUCUUUGCCCCCCAUCACUACACACAACAUGGUGGACGACUUGGCGGACCCGAUCCUCAACACCGUCAGACGGAUUGGCUUGUUUAACAGUCGGACGGACAGAGUGAAGCUGAUUGUGCACCCGGAAUUCCUCUCUUCCACCAGCCCGCUCCUACCGAUGGACUAUGAGGAGUUUGUCCGAGGGUGCCAUCUGGGGGUCUUCCCGUCCUAUUAUGAACCCUGGGGAUAUACACCUGCGGAGUGUACGGUGAUGGGUAUUCCCAGCGUCACAACCAACCUGUCUGGAUUUGGCUGUUUCAUGCAGGAACACGUCGCCGACCCGGCUGCUUACGGGAUUUACAUUUUGGAUCGGAGGUUUCGCUCGCCCGAUGAAUCCUGUAACCAGCUGACCCAGUUCUUGUACACUUUCUGCCAACAAUCCCGGCGCCAGAGAAUAGUCCAGAGAAACCGAACCGAGCGAUUGUCAGAUCUGCUGGACUGGAGGUAUCUGGGCCGGUUCUAUAGACACGCUCGUCACCUGGCUCUCUGCCGAAUGUUUCCGGACAAGUUUGAGAUGGAGCCCAGCGCACCACCGAAGACGGAGGGAUUCCGCUACCCCAGACCGUCCUCGGUUCCCCCUUCGCCAGCCACCUCCCGCCCCUCCAGUCCUCAUUCUAGCGAUGAUGAGGAAGAAGAGGACGAGGAUGUGAGAUAUGACGAGGAGGAGGAAGCGGAGAGGGAUCGUCAGAACAUCAAGUCGUCAUACGGCAUGGGCCCGUUUCCCCACGGAAGGAAGAAGAAGCACGGCGAGUACAGGAACUGAAAUACGACACCGCAUGAGGCAGAUAUCUGCCUGGGC